AUGCGGGGUUUGAAGCAAGUGGGCCCAGAGCAAACGGGCAGUUUACAUGUCGGGUCAAUGCAAGGGGUUUGGAUGCAAUAUGAGGAAUUUGUAAAAGAUGGGGUGUCAUUGGAAGUGACGAGGUAUGCAGUUGCAGCUAAGAUAAAGGUUAGGAAGUCUGUUGAAGAUGAGGUCCUGGGAUCUCAAGCAAAUAAAGAAGAGAGUAGUAAUGGGAAUAGAGUAGAGGGUAGUAAGGAGAAUGAGGGGUUGUUGAGAGAAAAAGAGUCAGGGUCUUUAGGAAGUAGCCAUAAUCUAGGAACUGAUAUACUUAGUCAGAGUCAAGUCCCAUUGGUAAGAACUAGGGUCAUUGACUGUAGAGAACCAGUUGUAGAAAAGUUUGAUGAACAGAGUGGUGAUAAAACUGAUUUGAUGCUUUUAGACAAUCUGAUAGCUGUUCCUGUGCAAGUAGCUACUGAAAGAAUUAUAAAAGAUCUUGACCCUAAGUCUGAGUCAUCUCAAGGGGGUAGAAAACAUAAAAUAGCUAUUAGAAAGGCCGAGAAAACUCAAGAGAUGGGUUUUGCUAUAGGGUAG
Messenger RNA from Striga asiatica, 570 nucleotides. Lineage: Eukaryota; Viridiplantae; Streptophyta; Magnoliopsida; Lamiales; Orobanchaceae. The record is from the annotation of a GenBank genome assembly.